AGCAACGUCAAACAUGCAGGAGGCUCUCGGCUACCUAGAAGGCACAGUUCAGGGAAAGUACCUUGAGCUUCUCCCCUCUCGAUGGGCCGCCUUGCUGCCUCGCAUGGCGAAGCGGACGCAGCGACUUCAGACGCUGGCGCACAUCGCCGCGCAGUUCACUCUGGAGAGGGAGCUCGAGGAAGACUUCGAGCUCGCAACGCAGCUGCUUGUGAUGGAGCAUGAACUGUAUCGCGAGGGCGUGUCGAUCUUCCACGCUGCUUUCACGACCGCUGAUGAUCCAGUAAGGCGCACAUGGGAACUCCUCGCACGGGAUGUGUUAGCAGAGCUGACUUCGAAGGAGAUGAUGCUGGCCCACUGGAAGGCCGCCGUCUCCACCAUUCCAUCGGACACAUUACGCGUGUACAGCUAUGCCUUACUCGUGCACGCGAGAGUGUCGAAGGCGCGUGUGCAAAACCUGGCGGAGCUGAUUGCCGCUGGUGCGUAG
Molecule: messenger RNA, 484 nt
Organism: Leptomonas pyrrhocoris
Lineage: Eukaryota; Euglenozoa; Kinetoplastea; Trypanosomatida; Trypanosomatidae
Exons: 1
Coding region: 14-484 (156 amino acids)
Source: RefSeq, a predicted model, not a curated record